Brassica oleracea var. oleracea is the source of this 987-nucleotide messenger RNA. RefSeq lists its product as uncharacterized. NCBI's taxonomy places the organism in Eukaryota, Viridiplantae, Streptophyta, Magnoliopsida, Brassicales, Brassicaceae. The record is from RefSeq and is a predicted model, not a curated record. The coding region runs from base 1 to 987 and encodes 328 amino acids. The transcript is spliced from 2 exons.
AUGGGGUUGACUAAUAUACACGAAAGGACUGGUUCUAUUGGAGCUGCGCAUGUGAUCAUCUUCGCACUGGCUAUGAGUUUCUUGGAUCAGUAUGAGAAUCCGUACUAUCUUCACAGCUCCGAUCAUGCUGGACUCGUCUUGGUCUCCGAUCAUCUCACAUCUGGUUCGGAGUUUCAUUCAUGGCGUCGAUCUGUUCGGAUGGCUCUCAACAUCCGCAACAAACUCGGUUUCAUCGACGGUACUAUCCCUAAACCCCUGGAUACUCAUCGCGAUGCUGGAUCUUGGUCUAGGUGUAACGAUAUGGUAGCUACCUGGUUAAUGAACUCAGUCUCUAAGCAGAUAGGUCAGAGUCUUCUCUUCAUGUCGACUGCUGAAUCUAUUUGGAAGAAUAUACUUUCCCGAUUCAAACAAGAUGAUGCACCGCGUGUCUAUGAGAUUGAACAACAGUUGAGUAGAUUACAACAAGGUUCAAUGGACGUGAGUGCUUACUAUACCGCUUUGGUAACUCUCUGGGAAGAGUACAAGAACUAUGUAGAUCUUCCUGUUUGCACAUGUGGAAAGUGUGAAUGUAAUGCAGCUGAGCUUUGGGAGCGACUUCAACAGCGCAGUAGAGUGACUAAGUUCUUGAUGGGACUUAAUGAAGCUUUUGAGCCAACGCGACGUCACAUCUUGAUGCUUAAACCUAUUCCUUCUAUUGAAGAUGUCUUCAAUUUGGUUACUCAGGAUGAGCGCCAGAAGUCCAUCAAGCCAAGCUCUACUCCUGCAAGUGUGGUACUUCAGAGUUCUAAUUCUCCAGAUACCUCAAUGACUGAUGCAUCCUCUGAUCAUGCCGCGUUAGCAGCAGCUCAUUCCAACUCUAGUUAUCGUCCUAAACAGAGACCACUUUGUACUUAUUGCGGUCAGCUUGGACACAUUGUGCACAAGUGCUUCAAGCUUCAUGGAUAUCCCCCUGGCCAUAGAAACAAUAAGUCGUUUGCUCCUGCUUAG